CUCGGGGAACACCUGGAACUGGCUCUACUUCAUCCCCCUCAUCAUCAUCGGAUCCUUCUUCAUGCUCAACCUGGUCCUGGGUGUCUUAUCAGGGGAGUUUGCCAAAGAGAGAGAGCGUGUGGAGAAGAGGCAGGACUUUCUGAAGCUGCGCCGACAGCAGCAGAUAGAGAGAGAGCUGACGGGGUACCUGGAGUGGAUAUGCAAGGCAGAGGAGGUGCUGCUGGCGGAGGAGGAUGAGAACGCGGAGGAGAAGUCCCCUCUGGACGUGUUGAAACGAGGCAAGGUCAAGAAGAGUAAGAAUGACCUGAUCGGUGCUGAGGAGGGAGAGGAUCACUUUACUGACAUGUCCUCUGUCGCUCCCCCUGGCUCACCGUUUGGCCGGGCCAGCGUGAAGAGCAUUAAGCUGGACAGCUCGUCCUACUUCCGCCGCAAGGAGAGGAGAAUGCGUUUCUUCAUCCGUCGCAUGGUCAAAGCCCAGAGCUUCUACUGGACAGUCCUUUGCCUGGUGGGGCUCAACACACUGUGUGUGGCCAUCGUCCACUAUGACCAACCUGAGUGGCUCACCACUGCCCUGUACCUGGCAGAGUUUGUGUUCCUGGGUCUGUUCCUAUCUGAGAUGAGCCUGAAGAUGUACGGCCUGGGAGCCAGGAACUACUUCCAUUCCUCUUUCAACUGCUURGACUUUGGUGUAAGUCACCAUAAAUGCUUUUGGAAUAACUUGAAGAGCUAA
Salvelinus sp. IW2-2015 is the source of this 730-nucleotide messenger RNA. Lineage: Eukaryota; Metazoa; Chordata; Actinopteri; Salmoniformes; Salmonidae. The record is from RefSeq and is a predicted model, not a curated record.